AUGUCACUGGCAGUGCUGUCAGGAUCUCCAAAGACACUACCAGAGGUGACCUAUACCACCUCAUACCCAAUGGCUCCUCACAUGAGCCUGUUUGGAGAUGAUGAUUUGCUUGAUAGCUUGUUAGAUGAUGAAAAACAGUCGGUGUGGUCAAAAAGAACUCGCGGUGGACUACUAAACCCCUCGUCUCCCUCUGACAAGAUGUUCAGUGUCUUGGCAGAGGUGGUAAAGAACGAUGGUUUGGACUUUGAGGACUCUGACGUCUCAGCAGCUGAUCCCAGUGACAUGCUGAAGGACUUGAAGGACAUGGAUGAUAUGGAGGCUGACCUCUUUUCAUCAAAGAAAAGAAGCAAUGCAGCUCCUGCACAAACAAAAUCAUUUGCUCCUGGAGGUUUAAAGAAAGACUCCACUCCCUUAAAAAGUCCUGAGAAUCCAGAAGGAACAGAUGAAGCUGCAGGAGGAGGAAAGAAGCCAAACUCCACUCCUUCAUCCGCAGUGCGCAGCUACAAGAAGUUCACUUUCGUCGAUAAAAGUGAACGGGACGAUGAACAUCCUGGUCAGGCAUCAGAUGUCAAAGGUACAUGAGCAGAUAUGUAUAUAUGUUCGCUUGAUGAUCUGCUUCCAGAAGAAACUGGGCCUGAAUCUAAACCUGAACAGACCAAGCCUGAAAAACCAUUUCCAUCAGCAUCUCCAAACCCGAAGAACGAAACGCCAAAGACGUCCAGAAAAGACGUGUUCACAUUUGACGAUGGCACGGACGACCUAAUAAAUGAACUUGGAUUUGACCGAGAUACAAACAAUCCCAAGAAAAAUAAGACUUCUUUAUUGUCUUCAAAUGAAAAAGGCGAGACCCUUCAGAGACCUCAAACAAGAAUCAGUGACAUUCUGGAGAGUUUCACUUCAGCACGUCUUCUGGAGAGACCCUCCACGGCUGAGAGGUCCCGAGAAAAGAACUCAAGUGUGAAAGAGACGCUAUUAGACGAUGGCUUAACCUUCGGGUCGUAUCAGCCCACGAUGGGUUCCGCUUCUGAGGGCCGCCAGUCCCGCCGCCAGUCUGUCAGAUUUUCCACAGAGGAUGUCAGCCUCUCCACUUUAGAGAAGAAACCAAAACCCACCACCCCCACUCCCAGUCGGCACCGCAACUCGGCCGACUGGCUCGGCCUCAGAACAAACAACAAAUCUGAAUAUUUGGGAGGUCCCAAAGAGAUGAAAGCAUCAGCAGAAGCUCCAAAAGUCCUCUCCUCUUCUGCGUUAGAGAGAAAACCUUCUUUAACUGGGAGUCAGUCCACUUCUCUUGGGAAAACGGCAGCGGACGUCCGACCUGAGUCGGAACAGAGCAAAUCAGAGGCUCCUAAAACCCAGAGGAGGAGUGAUGAAGAGGAGGAUGACUGGUUAGCAGGGGCGCUAAGCAGGAAGAAGGCUCUGUCGGUGUCAAACACAGAGACAAAAAUGUCCACACUGGAGGACUCGUUGGGGGUUGAUUCAGCUGUUAGUAACCAAGUCACAUCUAACAUUCCAAGAGACAAAGAAGACGCACUUCCAUUCAUCAACGAGCCACGUCCUGCAGCUCAUUCCACUCCAGUCAGAGAGGAGCGGCCCAGUGAAGUUCCACAACAACAGCAAACACCAAGCUCAUCAGCUGCAGCCCCAAUACAGGUGUCCCUGCCAGCAGACAGUCUGCAGCAGCUGCUUCUACAGCAGCAGAUGAUGCAGACUCAGUUGCUGGGCCAAGGGGCGGUUGUUGAUGCGGGGGUCCUGCAGAAACUUAAAGAACAACAACAUGGAGAUCAGCAGCUUUUACAGGCCCGGAUUAUCCAGUUGGAGGGACAGGUAAAGAUACUGAAGCUAGAGCGAGACCAAAGCCAAAUGAUGUUUGAGAAUAUCCAACAGCGGCAUAGGCAGGAAGUGGAGCUCCUGGAGGGCACACAGAAGACUCGUGUGAAGCUGCUGGAGGAGUCGGCAGCCCAGAGAGAGACGCGAGCGCGGCUCGAGUGUGAGGAGCUGAUGGAACGACUAGCCGCGUUAACACGAUUGGCUGAGCAGGAGCGCUCCGAGCUGCAGGCUCAGUACCAUCGAAAGCUGGCCCAAGCCCAGCAGGACCGAGACCGUGAGGUGGAGAGGCUCCGAGACCUCCAGAGGAAGUCUAUCCUGGAGAUGAAAACAGACCACGAGGAUCAGCUUCAGAGACUGAAGAGGCUAAAGGAUGAAGAGAUAGAUGCUGUUACAAGUGCAACGUCUCACACCAGGUCUCUGGCAGGAGUGAUCGAGCAGAUGGAGCAGUUCUCCUCUCGUCUCGGAGAGCUCGCAUCUCGGGUGGAGAGCACACACGAGCACACCGCCCACGACCUGGAGCAAGGGGCGCGGCACAGAGACGAGCAGCUUCGAACGUUGCAGGACCGACUGACCCAGCAGCAGAAAGCCAUGGCAGAGGAGAGAACUUACCUCAAGGAAAUAAUCUCCAAGAUGGACACUCAGCUCAGUGAGCAGCAACGGCAGCUUGAGAAGGAACGCUGGAAGGUGACGUCAGAGCAGGCCAAAGCAGAGUCGACCCAGAGGAGCUUGGAGGAAGAGCGACACGUCCUCACCACACAGAUCAGCAUGGAAAAAGAGGAGCUGGAGCGAGCCAAGAGCGCGCUGCUGGAAGAGCAGAAGUCCGUGAUGCAGCGUUGUGCAGAGGAGAGGAAGAGGCUGGCAGCUGAGUGGGCCCACUUCCACACUCAGGAGAAACAGAGGCAAGAGAGAGCUGAACGGGAGGUCAGCAGCCUCAUCGACAGGAGAGAGGGCUCCAUCAUCAGUCUGGCACAGGAACAAGCUGACCUGAAGCUUCGUACGGCAGAGCUGAAACAAAAGGAGGCGACUGUGACGCAGGAGAAAGAAACUCUGUACAGACUGAGAGAAGAGCUGGACAGAGAGAAGGAGAGAAUAAGCAGCACCGCUCUGAGUCUGAAAACACGGGCCCAGGAGGUCGAGGCCUUCAGCAAGGUCGCUGCAGAGAGGUACGAGGCAGGAGAACAGGCUCUGCAGGAGGCAAAACGUGUGGAGGCCGAGCACAAAGCCCGGCUGAGUAACAUUCACUCUCAAACGGAGCACCUGAGGCAGCUGGAACAGCGCACGCUAAAGGAACGGAUGAGGUUAAAUCAUCUGCAGAACGACACAGAAAUAAGACAAACCUCUAUCUCACCUGUACCUAAAAUUAUUCCAGCUGUUUUACCAGAUUCGGCUUCAGUAUUACCCAGCCUUGAGCCGACAACAUCCCAGAACAUCCUCCCCUCUGGUGCUAUGACAAACUAUAAAUCACUGACUCUGGAGGCAAGUCUGGCCUUGUGGAAGUACUCUGCAGAAAAGGACCGGGAAUUUCUCCAAGAGGAGCAGAUUUUUCUAGAGAACCUGAAGAAAAAAUCCUACAGAUUGAAUACAGACUGAGAAUUAAAAAAAAACCCUGCUUUUAUUUAUUUAAUCUUUUA
Messenger RNA from Nematolebias whitei (Rio pearlfish), 3461 nucleotides. Its product is annotated as fas-binding factor 1 homolog. Lineage: Eukaryota; Metazoa; Chordata; Actinopteri; Cyprinodontiformes; Rivulidae. The record is from RefSeq and is a predicted model, not a curated record. The transcript has 30 exons. Gene Ontology annotation, biological process: establishment of epithelial cell polarity; cilium assembly. Gene Ontology annotation, cellular component: centriole; ciliary basal body; ciliary transition fiber.